CAUUACGAUGUACGACUAGUCUCUCUUCUCGUCCACUCUCCGACCUGGCGGUCCUGGUAAGGCUCUAAUAAGGAAACCAAGACAGGACACGUGUUAUCUUAUUAUUCGCUAACUUUCCAUCAGAUGACGCUGCAGCUGGCCUGGACCGGACCGGUUCUGUGGUUUUAUCCUCUUUCCUUCUCUUUCCUCAUGCGUCUUUUUCUAUCAACGGAGAUCUCACCGGCGACAACGAAACCCCUAAAUCGGAGCUUUCACAGCUCUUAGAGGAAAUGAUGAGGCUGCAAACAUACGCGGGACUCAGUUUAGUCAGCGCAAUUGCGAUUAUUUAUCAUGCUUUUAAUACCAGAGGCCAAUUUUACCCAGCAAUGGUAUAUUUAUCGACCUCCAAGAUCAGUCUGGUUCUUCUCCUGAACAUGGGUCUGGUCAUCAUGUGCAUCUUAUGGCAGUUAACUAAGAAGGUGUUCCUUGGUUCACUCCGGGAAGCAGAGGUUGAGAGGCUGAAUGAACAGUCUUGGAGGGAGGUUAUGGAAAUCCUCUUUGCUAUCACAAUAUUUCGACAGGAUUUUUCUGUUACUUUUCUUGCAAUGGUCACUGCUCUCCUUCUGAUUAAGGCUUUGCACUGGUUGGCUCAGAAGAGGGUUGAGUACAUUGAGACAACCCCAUCUGUUCCCAUGCUUUCUCACAUUCGGAUUGUUUCUUUUUUGGGGUUUCUUCUCAUUCUGGAUAGUCUCUUCCUGUACAGUUCCUUAAAGUAUUUGAUACAAACAUGGCAAUCUUCCGUUUCUCUCUUCUUUGCGUUUGAGUAUAUGAUACUGGCAACAACAACAGUGUCUACAUUUGUGAAAUAUGUUUUCUAUGUCAGUGACAUGUUGAUGGAAGGACAAUGGGAGAAAAAGGCUGUCUACACCUUCUAUUUGGAACUUAUUCGUGACCUGCUUCACUUGUCUAUGUAUCUAUGCUUCUUCCUUGUGAUUUUCAUGUAAGUAACUAAUUUGUCUCUUGACUUUCCAUUA
Molecule: messenger RNA, 1013 nt
Organism: Macadamia integrifolia
Lineage: Eukaryota; Viridiplantae; Streptophyta; Magnoliopsida; Proteales; Proteaceae
Product: ERAD-associated E3 ubiquitin-protein ligase HRD1A-like
Exons: 3
Coding region: 270-983 (237 amino acids)
Source: RefSeq, a predicted model, not a curated record